Acanthopagrus latus (yellowfin seabream) is the source of this 1576-nucleotide messenger RNA. It is a transcript of the gene lipt1, whose product is annotated as lipoyltransferase 1. The transcript is spliced from 4 exons. Bases 230 to 1378 code for a protein of 382 amino acids. Gene Ontology annotation, biological process: protein lipoylation. The record is from RefSeq and is a predicted model, not a curated record. Gene Ontology annotation, cellular component: mitochondrion; cytoplasm. NCBI's taxonomy places the organism in Eukaryota, Metazoa, Chordata, Actinopteri, Spariformes, Sparidae. Gene Ontology annotation, molecular function: lipoyltransferase activity.
ACGAGCUGUGUUUUGAUUUAAUCAAUGAAACUGUUUAUUAAUGGCUGUUAAUUAGAACGUGACGAAUUACAUUAAACAGUUCAGUUUUCAGUGACGUCAGCAGGAUGUCAGGCGGUGCUAACGCUAAAGCUAAAGCUAAUGCUAAAGCUAAAGCUAGCAGACAGAGUGCCGACCUGCUGUCGGGCGGUUAGAGGAGGAGGGCUCAGUGUCGUCAUACUUCACGUUUCAGAUGUCAUGUGACGCUGUGAUGUCACACAUCAGGAGGAUGCUGUCUCUUCUCAGAGGCUGUCGAACCUUCAGCCAAUCAGCUCGCAGCACCUCCACCUCCAUCAGCAGCAGUGAUGGAGGUCUGGUCCUGCAGUCCCGGUCCACGGACGUGUACCAGAACCUGGCACUGGAGGACUGGAUUGAGGCAAAUGUGGACCUGCAGCAGCGCAGCGUCCUGCUGCUGUGGAGGAACCAGCCGGCUGUGGUCAUCGGGCGCCAUCAGAACCCCUGGAGUGAGUGCAACCUGCCGGCCAUGAGGAGGGCGGGGAUCCCUCUGGCCCGCAGGCGAAGCGGCGGCGGCACCGUUUUCCACGACCUCGGGAACCUCAACCUGACCUUCUUCACCUCCAAGAAGGCGUACGACCGGCAGAGGAACCUGAGGGUCGUCACGGACACUCUGAGGCGGAUCAGACCGGAGCUGGACGUUCAUGCCACUGACCGGCUGGACAUCGUCCUCAACGGACGCUUCAAGAUCUCAGGCAGUGCAUCCAGGCUGAGCAGGAAGUCGUCCUACCAUCACUGCACUCUGCUGCACUCCGCUGACCGCUCCGCCCUCACUGAUAUGCUCCGCCCCUCUUGUCCUGGUAUCCAUAGCAACGCCACACCCAGCGUCCCCUCACCUGUCGCCAACCUGCUGGACCAUGCCCCCACGCUGCAGUGGGAGGAGCUGCUUGACGCUGUGGUACAGCAGUACAAUGCAGAGUUCAGCUUCAGCGCGGCGUCAACCCUUGUUGACCCCUCUGAUGAGGCAGCGUUUCCUGGACUGAGCAGCGCGGCGGCAGAGCUGCGAGGCUGGAACUGGACUUUCGGUAAGACGCCUAAAUUCAGCGUCCAGACCGCCCUGCAGCUGAGAGAGGAGGGGUCAGCUCUUAGCUCCGCCCAGCUGGACAUGGACAUAAAGAGUGGCAUGAUCGAGCGCUGCCAGCUGGACGUUCCUGAAGACUGGCUGCCUCAGCGACUGAGCGGCGAGCUGAGUGACGUGCUGGUCGGAGAGAGGUUCUGUGGUCAUCGAGCGGCUGCAGCGUUUACCGCGUUGCUGCGGUGUGAGAGCGGCGAGCUGCGGGACAGACUGAAGAAGCUGUGUGACGCCGUGGUGACGGCGAUGGGCUGAAGAUACCCGACUGGACCAGGCGAUGUACGGAAGAUCAACAGGGACAAAAUGAAUGAAACACAGUUUAUGUUCAUGUUUUUUAUUUUCUCUGAAUCGUUUUAAGAUUCUUAAGAACAUGAAAUUCACAGUUUUACAAACAAGUCUCGACAAAAUAUCAUGAAAUAAAUACAAAUGAAAUAAAGCAAUAUAAUGUUUUUA